AUGGCUGCUUGCGUAAAUUACCUCAAAUCCCUCCUCAGCGGAACUGACGAUAACGCACUGCCACCCGCAGUCACCGCGGCUAUCAAGUCGCUUCCCGAUAGCGACCUUUCCAGCGAUGCUACAGUCUGCGAUCUCUCCCCGGAGAAACAACGAGAUCUGAAGUUGAUCAUCGCCGAGUAUCUUUCCAGCCUUCCUAGCCAUAUUCACCAAGAAUUGGCCAAGUACUGCACCUGCCAGCAGUCAACCCUCACUACGAUCCUCUCAUUCCUUUUCAAACACAAGGGACACUUUGCCUACGCUACCACAGGCGCCCUCGGUCUGAUGGUCAUUGGUUACAUGGCUGUACAACAUUUCAACCGUCGUGUCGCGAGCGUUCGAAUGGAGGAACGCAUGAUGUACGAUCAAAAGUUGACACAGCUCAGUGCUCACGUUAUUCAGACGCUGACUGACCUGGCCGACAACGCCGAGAGCCUCCGAGGAAAUCUGAACGUGCAUAUCCAGGAGUUCCCAGCAGGCGAAGCUAGGAAGAGCAUAGAAAUCGACGGGAUUCAGAUGGCGGAGGGCAAUUUCGAGCAAAAGGAGACGUCAAAAGAGACGGCAAAAGCUGAGCAAGCUGGACUCGAAUCCGAGGGGGCAAAUGAAGGUAGAGUUGAAGAAGAUCCUGUGGAGGAACAGGUACCGCAUCACCUGAUUCCUCUCCGGAACUUUCUGAAGGGCGGCGGCAGGUUGGAGAGCGAGAGUUGGAUGAUCUCCGAUGCGGCGUAUAAAGCUAGGAAUGCCGCAAGAGAGGCCGAAAUCACAUCAGAGUGGGAGAUGUAUCUAAAACGACCCCUCCCUGCCACCUCCGUCAACGCAAUCCCAGCCUUUCUAUCAGAAAACAAGGCGAUCAUAACACGCACCGCCUUCGUCGUCUUGGCCUUCACCAUACUCCACUACGUGACUGUUCAGUGUCCGCUCCGCCACCAGGAACGCAUGCAACAGGAUGAGCGCAUGUCAUACAAGCAGAAGAAUUCAGAGCUUGAGGAUCUCGAGACCGGGGCGAAGGCCCUGAGUGAGAGGAUUGGAGCACUUGAGAUUGAGAAUGGGGAGAUUAAGGAAAGGUUCGAGGAAUUGGAGAUGGAACCGACCAAGACGUCUGCCACGGCUGUGCAAAGGCCGAUGGAGAGGCCGGCAUCGGCGGACACACCGCGAAGAGGGACUUUUUCGCCACCAGGGGUAAUCUGGGGUCACUGAGGAGAGACCAGUAACUUAUCGUCAGCUUCAAGUUGGGCGCCUCAGACCCGCAUUCGGAUAUGUUGAAGUCGCUUGAAAUAGGGGGGAUAUCAAAGGAGUGCGAUCGGACGGUUUCGAUCCUGCCAACUUGGUUGUCGAGCC
Mytilinidion resinicola is the source of this 1374-nucleotide messenger RNA. RefSeq lists its product as uncharacterized. Lineage: Eukaryota; Fungi; Ascomycota; Dothideomycetes; Mytilinidiales; Mytilinidiaceae. The transcript is spliced from 3 exons. Bases 1 to 1233 code for a protein of 410 amino acids. The record is from RefSeq and is a predicted model, not a curated record.